Molecule: messenger RNA, 2316 nt
Organism: Cyclocybe aegerita
Lineage: Eukaryota; Fungi; Basidiomycota; Agaricomycetes; Agaricales; Hemipholiotaceae
Source: the annotation of a GenBank genome assembly
UGGCCGGCAAGGAGAAAGGCACCAUACGGCAGCGCCACAGCCACGCUGGCCCGUCGAACACUGAACACGAGGGCUCGCAAGACGACGAGCAUGUUGACGUUGUAUACCAGAACCCCGGAGAUAGAAACCACAUUGAGGUGCUCCUCGAGUCGCCCAAAGCGAGCGUGGUCGUUGUGAGCGUCCUGACGGCGCUGGCGUUCGCCCUGCGCUUCUACAAGAUCAACCAUCCAGACCAGGUCGUGUUCGAUGAAGUCCACUUUGGCAAAUUCGCGUCGCACUACAUCAUGCGGCAGUACUAUUUCGACGUACAUCCGCCCUUCGCCAAGCUCCUCUUCGGUCUUGCGGGCUGGUUUGUUGGCUUUGACGGCCAUUUCACGUUCGACAACAUUGGCGACUCGUACACGACCAACCACGUCCCAUACGUCGGCAUGCGGGCGCUCCCGGCUAUUCUCGGCAGUCUUACCGUCCCGGUUGUGUAUGCUAUCAUGAAGGAGAGUGGUUACUCGACGGUCAUUGCGUCAUUCUCUGCCGCGCUCAUUCUUUUUGGUAAUGCGCACAUUGCCCAAUCCCGCCUCAUCCUUCUCGACGCUACCCUAAUUUUCUUCAUGUCUCUAACGAUUUACGGCUACAUUCGAUUCCGCAAACUUCGCUACAGGGAAUUUACGCCUGAAUGGUGGACAUGGCUGGUUCUUACUGGGGUCUUUAUGGCUUGUACCUGGGGCUCAAAGGUCAACGGCAUCCUUACCGUUUUCGCGAUCGGUCUCGCGGUCUUGAUUGACCUCUGGGAUAUUCUUGACUAUAAGAAGGAAGGGCACACUAUGGAUUAUUUCUGGAAGCACUUCACCGCUCGGGCCAUUGGUCUCAUCCUCGUUCCGUUCCUUAUCUAUUUGUCCUUCUUCUACGUUCACUUUGCUGUCCUCACACAAUCCGGUCCUGGUGAUAACUUCAUGAGCCCUGCGUUCCAAGAGACUUUGGCAGGAAACGAGAUGCUCAUGAAUAGCAAAGGAAUCCAUUAUUAUGAUGUCAUCUCUAUGAGGCACAAGGAAACAAAAGUGUUCCUGCACUCUCACGUCGAGCGGUACCCCUUGACUUACGCCGACGGACGUAUUUCGAGCCAAGGUCAACAGGUUACCGGAUAUGGCCACAACGAUACUAACAACUUCUGGAGGGUCAUUCCUACCAAGGCCCUUCCUGAAACUGGCCGCGGACGGAUCGUCCGCAAUGAGGAUGUUAUCCAGCUACUCCACGUCAACACCCAAACCCACCUCCUGACCCAUGAUGUCGCCUCACCUUUGAUGCCUACCAAUCAAGAGUUCACAACCUGGCCCAAAGACGAUCAUUCUCGGCACAACGACACUCUCUUUCAGGUCGUGCUUGUGAAUGGGCAUGAAGGCGAAGCUUGGAAGACGAAGUCCGGCCACUUCAGGCUGAUCCACGUCCCAACGAAGGUGUCGAUGUGGACCCAUGCAUCUCAGCUACCUGACUGGGCCUUCAAGCAGCAAGAAAUCAACGGAAACAAGAACCCAACAGAGAAGACUGCGACUUGGUAUGUUGACGAAAUUGCUAGUCAAGGGGACGACGACCGGGAAGAGGAGAAGAAACCCGUCAAGGCUCCCAAGAAAAUGAACUUCUUCCGCAAAUUUGGCGAAUUGCAACUGUUGAUGAUGCAGCACAAUGCUGGCUUGACUGCCUCCCAUCCUUACGCUAGUAGCCCUAUCAACUGGCCCUUCCUCCUUAUGGGUAUCAGCUUCUGGACCGAGAAUGAUUCUAAGAAGCAGAUCUACCUCAUUGGCAAUAUUAUCGGUUGGUGGACCUGCAUCAUUGCCCUCUCGAUCUAUGUUGGCAUCCUCGGGGCCGACCUUCUUGCAAGACGUCGCGGAAUGGACCCCAUCCCUGAUCGCGUCCGCAACCGUCUCUGGAACAACACUGGCUUCUUCCUCCUCGUCUGGGCCGUCCACUACCUGCCUUUCUUCCUAUUCAAUCGCCAACUCUUUAUUCACCACUAUCUACCGUCACACCUCUCGUCCGCUCUCAUCGCUGGAUCCGUCCUCAGCUUUGUGCUCAGCGAAACCAUCAACUACCCGAUCUCUGCGAGAGGCCCUAAAACAAGGCUUCGCCCAUCCCAAUACUCUGACAUCGGUCUCAAAGGCCCGGUCAUCCUCCUCGUCUUCAGUCUCAUUAUGUUCUUUAUGUUUGGCUUCAUGGCACCACUGACAUACGGCACACCAGGGUUGACGGGUGAGCAAGUAAACAGCAAGAGGCUGCUCUCCAGCUGGACACUUCACUUCGCCGCCAAGGUCACACAUGAAGUGUGAA